CACCCCUGGUUAUAUAUACAGACAGUCUAUGAUCUGAACCCCGCGCACAGAGCUCACGCCUCAGUUGGAAACAUCAGGAUGUCUGCAGAGCGAGUGGAGAAGAAGAAGACGCUCGACCUGAGGAAGAAGCAUAUCGGGCCGUCCUGUAAGAUUUUCUUCAGCCAUGACCCCAUCAAAAUCAUUCGAGCCAAAGGCCAGUACAUGUAUGAUGAAAAAGGACAGCAGUACUUGGACUGCAUCAACAACGUGGCUCAUGUGGGCCACUGCCACCCGGAUGUGGUGAAGGCAGGAGCUCAGCAGAUGGAAAUACUCAACACCAACUCACGAUUCUUGCACGACAACCUGGUCCUGUACGCCCAGAGGCUGCAGGACACGCUGCCCGACAAACUGUCUGUGUGCUACUUCGUCAACUCUGGCUCGGAAGCCAACGACCUGGCCCUGCGACUCGCAUGGCAGUACACGGGCCACAAAGAUAUCAUCACGCUGGAUAACGCGUAUCACGGCCACGUCUCGUCGCUCAUCGACAUCAGUCCGUACAAGUUCCGCCACGCGUCAGACGCUGAGCUCAAUCAAUCUGUCCAUGUGGCUCCCAGCCCAGAUGUGUACAGAGGCAAAUACAGAGCGGACCACCAUGACCCUGCCACUGCAUACGCAGACGAAGUCAAAGAUAUUAUUCACGGCGUGCAUGGGAAAGGAGGCAAGAUUGCCGCUUUUAUUGCUGAGUCACUGCAGAGUUGUGGCGGGCAGGUCAUUCCCCCCCCGGGCUACUUCCAGCAAGUGGCAGAACAUGUGCGAAAGGCCGGGGGCAUUUUCAUCGCCGAUGAAGUGCAGGUGGGAUUCGGGCGUGUCGGCAGCCACUUCUGGGCCUUCCAGCUGCAGGGAGAGGACUUUGUGCCAGACAUUGUCACCAUGGGGAAGCCGAUCGGGAACGGACACCCCAUGUCCUGCGUGGUCACAACCAGAGAGGUGGCCGAGGCCUUCAUGUCCUCCGGGAUGGAGUACUUCAAUACAUUUGGCGGUAACCCAGUGUCGUGUGCCAUCGGCAUGGCGGUCCUGGACGUGAUAGAGAAAGAGGAUCUGCAGGGGAACGCCCUGCGAGUGGGCCGACACCUGACCCGUCUGCUGGAGAAGCAGAAGGAGAAACAUCCACUGGUGGGAGACAUCAGGGGGCGUGGCCUCUUCUCGGGGGUGGAGCUUGUGAAGGACCGGUUGAAGCUUACGCCGGCUACAGCCGAGGCCCAGGAGGUCAUUUACAGGCUGAAGGAACAGUACAUCCUGCUCAGUGCCGACGGACCUCAUCGCAACGUGCUCAAAUUCAAGCCCCCCAUGUGCUUCAGUACGGAGGACGCUGACAUGGUGGUGGAGAAAAUCGACCAAAUCCUCACCGAGCUGGAAGAAGCACUGGGCAUGAAGUUGCACAACACAUCCAACGUGGAGAAUGAAAGCAUUAAAAGAAAGCUGCCGACCGAUGAACAUGGACACCAGUGUCACAGUGGGUUAGCUCACAGCAGAGUGAGCACUCAAGGAGUUCCUCAACGCACCAAACGCCUCAGGACAUAAAGCUGCCUCACUCAGGGCUUUACCUUUUAUACAGUUAAAGCUGACAAUAUAAAAAUGGGAGACAACCAAGUGCCUCAUAUAUAACCUAAUGACGAAUGUUUUUACAUGAAUACUAAUAAUAAUAAUAAGCUGUAUAUUUAUUCGUAUAGUAUCUUCUCAGGGUUUUUAUUUUAAUUCCGCCUAGGAAUCUAGUCAGAUUUUCAGCAUUAAACAUGUCUACUAUUGUGGCUUUACCAAAAAUAUUUUAACAUGCUUUUUAAAUGUUACUCUUUGUUUUAACUUCAGCUAAAAUUAACUUGACCGUGAUUUUCAAAUAAUUAUUAUGUCAGUAAACAAAGUUAUUAUGUCAAGACCUUAUUUAAUUCUUUUUUUUUUUACAAAUUAUGAAAAUGACUCACUGUAUUUGGCAGUGUGCACUAUCUGUAUGGACACAUUUUGUGUUGCUCGAUCUUUGUUGAAUAAAGUCAUGUGUGUAUGUGAUA
Messenger RNA from Trematomus bernacchii (emerald rockcod), 2042 nucleotides. RefSeq names its product ethanolamine-phosphate phospho-lyase (gene etnppl). Gene Ontology annotation, cellular component: mitochondrion. Bases 79 to 1560 code for a protein of 493 amino acids. The record is from RefSeq and is a predicted model, not a curated record. NCBI's taxonomy places the organism in Eukaryota, Metazoa, Chordata, Actinopteri, Perciformes, Nototheniidae. The transcript has 13 exons. Gene Ontology annotation, molecular function: ethanolamine-phosphate phospho-lyase activity; transaminase activity; pyridoxal phosphate binding.